GCAACAACAGUGCUUCACGACAGUCAUUUAACGUAUUACGGUGGCCGGUGUCGUAUAUUUUGCAGAAUCACCAUGGCGUUGAAAGAGACUGCGGGGCUGUAUGAGACACUCAAAGCAGAGUGGAACAAGAAAACCCCAAACCUGAGUAAAUGUGGAGAACUUCUGAGCAAACUUAAGGUUUCAUUACUGGAGCUGAACUUCUUACCUACCAGUGGGUCCGCGCUCACCAAGCAGCAGCUCAUUUUAGCUCGUGAUGUCCUUGAAAUUGGAGCCUUGUGGAGUAUCCUCAAGAAGGACAUCCCGUCCUUUGAAAGAUACAUGGCCCAGCUAAAAUGUUACUACUUUGAUUACAAGGAAGAACUGCCUGAAGCUGCCUACAUGCACCAGUUACUUGGACUCAACCUGCUCUUCCUGCUCUCACAGAACCGCGUGUCUGAGUUUCACACAGAACUGGAGAGACUGAGCGCACGAGAUAUUCAGACCAACGUAUACAUCAGACACCCGGUGUCCCUAGAGCAGUACUUGAUGGAGGGAAGCUACAACAAGGUAUUUCUCGCCAAAGGCAACAUUCCUGCUGAGAGCUACAACUUUUUUAUAGAUAUUCUGCUCGACACAAUUCGUGAUGAGAUCGCAGGCUGCAUAGAGAAAGCAUAUGAGCAGAUCCAGUUCAGUGAAGCCACCCGUGUGCUUUUCUUCAGUUCCCCAAAAAAGAUGACAGAGUAUGCCAAGAAGAGGGGAUGGAGUCUGAGCCCAGAUGGCUAUUACUCUUUUACCACUCAGCAGCAGCGGACAGAAGAGGUGACCAUCCCUUCCACGGAGCUGGCUCAACAGGUCAUCGAAUAUGCACGACAGCUGGAAAUGAUUGUGUAACGCGCCCCCCCCCCCCAGGAACACACUCCGACACACACGCCGCUGACCCAGCGUACACCCAGUCAGCUCAAAUGCAGUUCCUCUGAGGAAUAUGACUUUAUUGAUAACCAGAGUGGUUGAUUUAUUGCCCAUACCUCAGAAAUCAAUCCACAUGUAUUUUUUUCCUGUAUUCCACUUAUCUGCAAGUCUUCCUGUCUGGAAGUUUGCUUUUAAUUUAAAGAUGGGGAACGAUACUAAAAAAAUAUCACAGGUCACCAUUCAGCAAUUGCUACA
This is a messenger RNA of Sander lucioperca (pikeperch), 1143 nucleotides long. It is a transcript of the gene psmd8, whose product is annotated as proteasome 26S subunit, non-ATPase 8. Gene Ontology annotation, cellular component: nucleus; cytosol; proteasome regulatory particle. Bases 73 to 870 code for a protein of 265 amino acids. The transcript is spliced from 7 exons. Lineage: Eukaryota; Metazoa; Chordata; Actinopteri; Perciformes; Percidae. Gene Ontology annotation, biological process: proteasome-mediated ubiquitin-dependent protein catabolic process. The record is from RefSeq and is a predicted model, not a curated record.